Heterobasidion irregulare TC 32-1 is the source of this 315-nucleotide messenger RNA. RefSeq lists its product as uncharacterized. The transcript has 3 exons. Bases 1 to 315 code for a protein of 104 amino acids. The record is from RefSeq and is a predicted model, not a curated record. NCBI's taxonomy places the organism in Eukaryota, Fungi, Basidiomycota, Agaricomycetes, Russulales, Bondarzewiaceae.
AUGCCUUCCGAUAAACAGAGCACAAACGCCGCUGGCAAUAACGCCAGUGACAUGACAGGCCAAUAUCACUCUAUCAAGGGCAACAUCGUCGAGUUGGUCGGCAAUUACACCGGCGCCACAGCGUGGAAGACUUCCGGGCAGCAGGAACAUUUGGCGGGCGAGCGUGAAAUCAACGAGGCGCAAGCGCAAGCAUUCGCUCAGGGUAUGGCCGAUCGCGCGGAAGGGAAGAUCGACGCCGUCGUCGGUGCAGUAACGGGAGACCGUCAACGUGAAAUAUCAGGAAAUGCAAAACAUGACAUCGGGAAGACCGCCUAA